GUCUAUCUCGGUUCAUGCAGCUGGGCUUUUCGCUCUGCCAGUCACCUUUCUUUUCUUGCAUCUCGCCAUCUCCCUUGCCCAUUGUUAUUAUUUCAGCUCUGUGUUGGGAAAGUCUUCAUAUUUGCGUGGUGAAAUCGUCCGUACUUCAUUCUCUUCCCCGCUUCUAUACUCGACGACUACUUAUAUCGCUCUUGACUUCUCCACCGCUGUUCCGAUCGCAUACCAAGAGUCGGCACAUUCUUCUGGCCGCACAUUGACAGGCAUCCACGUUCCACCGAUAAGCCCUGCUGUCCAUCGUCGCAUGGUGCAUUCCUCGAAGCGGGGGAUCUCGAUAGAUCUCCUUUGAUUAUACUGUCUGCUGCUUCAUUCAUCGUUCAAAUCGCCGGGACAAGUCGCAAACGGCUCUCGAGCCAUGUCGGACAAUUCGGGGCUUACGGCCGCUGGAGGCGCCUCAUAUACCUCCAAUACACUGCAUGUUGGGGAUGGAACAUGGGAUCUCGACCGGGAUACGUUUCUUUUGCCCAAUCUCAUGGGAGUAAACUUUGAGACGAUGCGAUACAAUGGAAUGGGAAACCGAUUUCGAGAUAUGCCCCAUUACCACACCCUGAUUAUCGCGCAUGGUGUCAUAGCCGCAAUCGUGUUCUUAGGGCUGGUUCCCCUGUCGAUUUUCCUCGUUCGAUACUACUCGCUGCGAAAUCCAUACUCGGCAUUUAGGUAUCAUGUCUGGUGCCAGGUCCUGACAUUAUUUUUGAGCACUGUCAUAUUUGUUCUUGGUUGGUUCGCUGUCGGCCCAGCCAGGAGCCUCUCAAAUCCUCACCAUGGAAUCGGCCUCGCCAUCUACGUUAUGAUUGUCUUCCAAGUGUUCUGGGGUUGGUUCGUCCACAAGAUUGAGCGGAAUAAGAAACGAUUCCAUGUACCUCUGAAGCUAGUGAUUCAUCGAUGGAUUGGCCGUGGACUAGCGAUUCUUGGCAUCGUCCAAAUCCCACUCGGGCUCACCCUUUAUGGCUCACCCAAGUCUCUAUUCAUCCUAUACGCCGUCGCUGCUUUUAUUCUCCUUUUGACAUUCUUUAUACUAUCGUACCGAUAUGAUUCCGACAGGGGCUCCGGUCCGGACGGAGAUGAUAGUCGCUACAGCUAUGUAUCCCGCCCACCAGACGAUGACCAUGGACAUGGUGGCUUUGGACGGAUGGCCGCAGCCGGUGCAGCAGGAGCCGGAUUGGCGGCCAUCUUCCGACGGCGUAAUCGGGACCAUGUUUCUGACGGCUCCCAGACAUCGUACAUGGACGAAAAGUACUCGGAUGAAGGGUCUCGUCGUGGUGGUGGCUGGGGAGGCAGAUUCCUAAAGAUAGGAGCUCUUGGAGGUGGCGCGCUGCUAGCUAAGAGGUUCUUUGAUAGGAGGCGUGAACGAGAAAGCGACGCCGAGUCCGGAAGAUAUCGACCUGCCCAUCGUCGAACGGACAGCAUGACCGAGGAAAGCUUGAGCCGGCUGGACGACCGCCCUCCGCCUGGGCCUGGCUCUGGGCCUGGGCCAAGCUAUCCAGCUCCUCUCAAUAGACCGCCUGGUGGUCCUCCAAGCAGACCCCAAAGUCCGGGUUCGUCUUACUACGAUUACUCAUACCUCUCACGGGAGGACGAAGGCCGGUCUUCUCAUCCCGUUCGAAACGCGUUUCUCGGAGCCGGGGCGUUUGCAGCUGUAAAAGGUCUCUUCUCGCGAAAGAAGAAAGAUGAACAGCGCCAUGUGGAGGAGAUGCGACGGCACGACCUUGAGAAUGAAAAACUUGCCCGAGCGAAUAGCAAGCGACGCUACCCUGGUGAUGGAUAUCUACCACAACGCAAACGUCCAGCUUCGCAAACAGCAACCGAUGUCUCCACUGACCUGACACCACGCCCUCACCGUCACCCCUAUGCACCAGAGUCGGGUCUUUCCGCGUUGCCUGUCGCCUCAGGUGCCGUUGACGGAGCACACGGAACCAUGCCUCCAGCUCCUCCGAUUCAUUACGACCCUGCUUCGACAAUGACACCCACACCAGCAUCCGCACCCCCACCACCACAACCCCAUAUCGAAUCCGCGAUUGCAACUGCCCCCAUGGCAGCCGCAGGCCCCUCAACCGGCCACCUGCCACCUCCUGGCAGCGGCACCUGGCAACGAGAAGACCACGUCGAGUCUCCUCCCGUCUCAUUAAAGAUGAAAAUGCACGACGACGGCCGCCAUAUCACCCUCCGCCGCUUGACGGAAGAAGAAGCGGCCGCCAGCCGAGAUGCCCGCCGAAGAGAGCGCCGCAACUCGCGUCGCCGAAACGGAAGCGUUAGCUCCCUCUCCGGCAACGAAGGCACAGGCAGCCGUGACCGCUGGCGCCGCGUCGAGGAACUAGAACGCCAGCAACACGAGCAGAUGCUGCGAGAACAAGCCGCUGCUUCCGCUGCGGCUGCAGGAGCUGCUGCUGCUACGGCCUCUCCGCCGCCACUUGCACAACCUCCCCUGGCAACAGGUCCGGCUGCGUCAGGAACUAUACCCGCCGCCGCUUCAUCAUUCCUCCCGCCACAAAGCACAAGUCAUCUCCCUCCGCCGCGGGCGCCAUCCACAAAUCCCUAUGGAAGCAUCACGUCUCCGACAUACACAGACACCAACGCAAGCGAGUACGCGAGCAAUCGCCGACGGAGACGCGCCGAGAGAGCGCGAGCUAGACAGGAAAGACAGCAGCAUCCCAGCGUGGAAUUCACAUGAUAAGCACAUUGCACCGCCAUGGUUCCUUUUUACUCUACCCCUACCGCCUUGUAUAGACAACAUCUUUCUUCGCUGUGUAUCUUGCUUGACCUUUUCUCUCCUCCCUGCUUAUUCUCUCUCCCUCGCCUACCCAUGAAUGCACACAUCGCCAACAUAUUCCUCAAUGAACAUUUAAGGUAAUGACACUAGCGUUGGUUUCCCACGGCUUGCUCCCGUUUUGCCUCUUUCUUUCUUAUGUUGGUUUCGAUCGUGAUGGAAUGAAACGACUUGAAUGAUAUCGGCUCUUCUCUGGUUAGUAGCCUGGUCAUGUCCAUGAUUAAACUGCGAAUGCUGUGUUUGGACACGGUAUGCAAUGCUAUGAACUUGAAUGUGAAAAGCUGGACUUACAUGUAUGUAUCUGAAUCAUGGAUACCAUUCGUCAUGUCGAUAUGUGAUGUCGGUUCAUACUUUGGGGGCUCUUAUUCGGCUUACUUUGAACGCCUUAUGUUUCGUGUAUUAUGUACUUCACUGGUUGGCUAUACUCGUCUUGCUUUGAUACGUAAUGCAGACUAAUGUUUGUGCGUCAAUCAGUAUCCACCAGACAGCAAGGCAAAGUAAAAUAUUAUCUCAGCCAAAGUCUUCGCUCAUGACAGCCCCUCUCUGUUCAAACAACGGUACCGUCCAAAUACAUUCACAUCAGGCCGCCUUCGUAAUCUUGAAGGCGCUCCAUCUCAGCAGCUAUUUCGAUUCGCAACAAAACAAGCAGCCACCGGAAGGUGAGCUCAAAUAGUAACCGCGUCAGGGAAAGUACCUUCAGGCCGAUCCGCGAAGGCAUGUAACCGCGAAUCGCGGCUACAAUUGCCGCAAUAUGUUGGAGGUAGACUACUGGGAAAACGAUGUUGAUUUGAAGAAUGCACGCACCAUCAAUGGUACCGACAGCCGACAGCGGCUCGGGCCCAAUAGGAAGUGUCUCACAUCUCGACAGGCACGGAACAAUCAUAGUAGUUGGAGCUGAUUGGUUCUCUUUUGUAGCUAAGAUUCCCCUCCUCCAUGGGAAGAUGCGCAGCAUAUUUGUCGCCAAUUUUCCGAGUGAGAAACCAUGUUGUGGGAGCUGCCGUAUUGGUAACGAACUCGCAGAUGUUGUUUGCUUUAUCGUGGAUUCCUCGCAAUCUGAUGGGCCCUGAUCUAUCUGUUCACAAUCAAAGUCAAUUAUGCCUCGGCGCAGAGGAAGUUUGUCCACCGUCGGAAUGGGCGCCGGAAAUGGCAUAUCGGGAUUUUUCAGAGGUAUACCCAAAAUCUCCAGUUCGCGAGUGGAAAAAGGUCGAGAAAAGUAUCGACAAGGAAUGAUGCUCCGCGUUUCCCAGGAUUGCUUUGGUCGUGACGGGCGAGGCUCAAGGUAUUGUUCAAUAAUGGGUCGCUCAGCGUAUUGGCUCACAUUUCUACCGGUUCGUAGUGGUAGGGAUAGGGAAAGGGUUACUGGGCGCCGGUCCCUGCGCACGGAUUGUUCAAUUGGUCCGGAUUCAAGAAAAGGUGGAAUAUUCUCCGCUCUGCCGUGGAACGGAAUGCCAAUGUCGGAAAGGAAAGAAGGCUUUGUUGGUCCCGGCGGUCUUGCUCUGCGACUGUUGAACAGAGAACCAAAAAGGUCAUCGCUGGAAGGCGCUACCUUGUGCACUCGAUUGAUGGUAUUCUUGUCAGAUUUUGCAAUAAAGAGAGCAUUCUGCUUGUCUUUUCGCCAGGAUCCAAGCUCAGACUGAUUGCCGCUCAACGAUAUCGGUGUAUUAUGCGGAUUCAAUGGCAUUGCGCGAUCGAGAAACGGGUCUUUGUCGACGGCCAUGUCGGAAUACAGUCUUGGAAAGGUGAAAAGUAGAUCUUUGUACUCGCCAUCGCCGUCGACUGUGUCGAAUGGGUGCGAAUCGCGCUGGUUGAAGAGAGGCGAGGUAGAGCCCUCUUGUUCGG
Molecule: messenger RNA, 4660 nt
Organism: Aspergillus calidoustus
Lineage: Eukaryota; Fungi; Ascomycota; Eurotiomycetes; Eurotiales; Aspergillaceae
Source: the annotation of a GenBank genome assembly